UGUAUUUCAUUCGUGGAGUAGUGUUCAUACGCCGGUUGCAGAAACCUUUUGAAUAUAAAUUAUUUUUAAUUAAAAUAGUUGUUAGUGGAAGAAGUUGAGUUUUAAUAACAAUGCCGCCAUCAAAGGAGCGUUUGGCUCGGAUUAAGCUGGCUAAACAGGAAUUCCUAAUUAAAAAAGGAAUAGUUCAAAGGAAAACACCAACGGAAAUUCGCUCGCGGCGGCAAUCUGUUCGUGCAAAAACCGCCAAUAGCACCAAACAGGUCGACGACGUAGGCAGCGAGGCCGACGAAAACGAUAACAGUGCGAUUCCACAGCUAUCUACGGACGGUCACACAGUGCCAAAGGGAAUUUGUUCGCGGCGGCAAUCCGUCCGCGGAAAACCCUGUGACGUCGGUCGCGAGGGCGACAAAAGUGCGCCAACUCUGUUAUCUACGGCCGGUCACACGGUGCCGAGCAUUCCAACGGAAAUUCGCUCGCGGCGGCAAUCCGUUCGAGGAACAAGUGUCGACGUAGGCCGCGAGGACGACGAAAACGGCAAAAGCGCGAAAACUCUGGUAUCUACGGACGGUCACAUGGUGCCCAGCAUUCCAACGGGAAUUCGCUCGCGGCGGCAAUCCGUUCGAGGAACAACUGUCGACGUAGGCCGCGAGGACGACGAAAACGGCAAAAGCGCGAAAACUCUGGUAUCUACGGACGGUCACAUGGUGCCCAGCAUUCCAACGGGAAUUCGCUCGCGGCGGCAAUCUGUCCGCGCAAAGACCGCCAAUAGCACCAAACAGGUCGACGACGUAGGCCGCGAGGCCGACGAAAACGAUAACAGUGCGACUCCACAGCCAUCCACGGACGGUCACACAGUGCCAAACAAUCCAAAGAGAAUUUCUUCGCGGCGGCAAUCCGUCCGCGGAAAACCCUGUGACGUCGGUUGCGAGGGCGACAAAAACGACAAAAGUGCGACAACUCUGUUAUCUACGGCCGGUCACACGGUGCCGAGCAUUCCAACGGAAAUUCGCUCGCGGCGGCAAUCCGUUCGAGGAACAACUGUCGACGUAGGCCGCGAGGACGACGAAAACGGCAAAAGCGCGAAAACUCUGGUAUCUACGGACGGUCACAUGGUGCCCAGCAUUCCAACGGGAAUUCGCUCGCGGCGGCAAUCCGUUGAUGCAAAGACCACCAAUAACACCAAACAGGUCGACGGCGUAGGCCGCGAGGCCGACGAAAACGAUAGCAGUGCGACUCCACAGCCAUCCACGGACGGUCGCACAGUGCCAAACAAUCCAAAGGGAAUUUGUUCGCGGCGGAAAUCCGUCCGCGGAAAACCCUGUGACGACGGCAGCGAGGGCGACAAAAACGACAAAAGUGCGACAACUCUGUUAUCUACGGCCCGUCACACGGUGCCCAGCAUUCCAACGGGAAUUCGCUCGCGGCGGCAAUCCGUUCGCGGAACAACUGUCGACGUAGGCCGCGAGGACGACGAAAACGGCAAUAGCGCGAAAACUCUGCUAUCUACAGACGGUCACAUGGUGCCCAGCAUUCCAACGGGAAUUCGCUCGCGGCGGCAAUCCGUUCGCGGAACAACUGUCGACGUAGGCCGCGAGGAUGACGAAAACGGAAAAAGUCCGACAUCUCAGUUAUUCACGGCCAAAAAAUCGCACAUAGUGCCCAGCAUUCCAACGAAAAUUCAUAAGCGUCAGCAAUCAGUUGGCAAAUGGAACGAGAAUAACGCAGAACAUCUUAUUGGAGGUCGUGAGGAUAUCAAACAUGAAUACAAUAAAACAACAUCCCAGUUCUGUUCCGUCGGCCAUAUGGUGUCCAGUCCAACAAAGUUGAAAACUGCUACUAACGAGUCAGAAAGUUUCGUUACACCAUCGGCAAUUCGGGUGCAAACCGUUCGUCGUAAAACCGAGGACAGCAAGAAACGGGUCGUUGGAGGUUGUGAGAACAGCAGUGUGACAAUAUCUCAGCCAUCUUCUUCCGGCCAUCCAGUGUCCAGCUUUAUAAAGAUGAAACCCAUCCGCGGGAAAGCGAGAACUAAGACGGACCAGGUCCAGACCAGCAAAACCGAAUUCAGGACAACAUCCGAAUACGAAUUCCCAUCCAUGCACUCCAAGCUCGAAGGCAGUUUCUGGCAACCUAAGGGCAAGCCCAUCAACAUCAAAGGAAGGUCUUCGAUUCCUCAAAUCAAUGAUAGAACAGCGAGCUCUGAAGAGCAUGGCAAUGAAUCCGUCGUUACACCGCCGAAAAAUGCUAUUCCUAAUAUGCCAACUACGUUACAAAGUGCAAGAGCAGGAGCAGGAGCGGACUUCCUUGGUUUGCCUCUUGUCGAGGCUUCCUCAAGCGUUUCAUGUAAGUUGGAGGCGGACACCGGACCGGGCACUGUUGAGUUGAAAGUUUCGUCAAAAGCUAAGAGUACUUGGUCGUUUAUUCGCGAGCUUCCGUUGAAAGACCUGGAUGAUUUCGUCCAGAAGUUGGGAGCAGGGAUUUCGACUAAAGUCCGAGAACACGCCGGCUAAGGGUCGAAUGCGAUACUACAAUUGUAGCCGGAUCAAAGUACGUGCAAAGCCUCAAUGUACGCGACAACUAUUGGCCUUUAUACCCAACACUACAGGAGACGUGUCAGUCAGUGCUAAAGGACAA
This is a messenger RNA of Armigeres subalbatus, 2634 nucleotides long. RefSeq lists its product as uncharacterized. NCBI's taxonomy places the organism in Eukaryota, Metazoa, Arthropoda, Insecta, Diptera, Culicidae. Bases 111 to 2510 code for a protein of 799 amino acids. The transcript is spliced from 4 exons. The record is from RefSeq and is a predicted model, not a curated record.